AGCCCGCCGUCAAUGACACUGACAGCUUCGUAUCCAAUGAACCAAUGAAACUGAACCAAAAAUUUUGGUGCUAAACCUCUUCAAGUCAUCCUUAAGUCACACGCCCCUUGCCCCACCCUUUCUCAGUUCUUCUCCCUCAUGCAUUAGGGUUUUUCAAUUUCUUUUUCCAUAAUUUUCAAGAACCCGUCUCCGCUGGUCUUUUCAGUUUAAUUUAUUUUAAUGUAUUCGUCCAGAGGGACGAAUGCCUACGGGCAACAAUCCUACGGUGGCCAAUCCGGAUACGCCCAAAAUUUAGGGGGUGGUUAUUCUGGUAGUUCUGUUGGAGGACCUGAAGGGGGAGCUCAAAUGUCCUUGUCUUCUCGGCAUUCAUCAAUUCUAGGUAGUUCUCAAGAAGCAGAAGUUGGUGGGUACAGAGCCCUUCCUUCAGUUUCUGUUCAUUAUGGGGGGCAGUAUAGCUCCAUAUAUGGCACAGCUGCUCUGAGUGCUAGUCAGCAGGUUCCUGCAGUAAGUUCCAAAGGGGCUGGAGCUUCAACUUUGGAAUCUCGUAGUACUUAUGCCUCAGCUAUGCCAGAUUCACCUAAAUUUGCAUCCUCUGACUAUGUUUCAUCAUCAAGUCACAGUUAUAGUCACAAAGGUGAUCAAAUGUAUGCAGAAAAGAUUCCUGACUAUCCUACAGUGGAGAGAAGACAAUAUGGAGAACGACAGGGUGGUUAUAUGGGGAGGGAAUUGCCGAGUGAGCCAACUGGAAGAUAUUCUGAUUCUGCUAUUUUUGCUCAUCAGCAUCAGCCUGAGCUAUAUGAUCGUCUUGAUCAAGCUGUCUUGCUUCGACAAGAACAAUUACUCAAAGCUCAACCAGCCUCUCUUGAUAGUAGUUUGAGACAAGCUGAUUAUCUUGCAGCAAGGAGUGCUACUAGUCGUCAUUCCACCCAAGAUCUUAUGCCUUACAGAGGAAGAAUAGAUGCUGAUCCCUGCAGUUUGUCAUUGCUUAGUUCUUCUUCUUCUUAUGGUGGACAGCCUCCAUCGAUAUUAGGGGCGGCACCAAGGAGAAACAUGGAUGAUCUCAUGUAUCCACCUAGUUCUGCAAAUCCUGGUUAUGGAGUGAGCCUACCGCCUGGUAGAGAUUAUGGAACAAAGGGACUUCAUGUUACAUCCCUCGAGUCUGAAUAUCCUGGUAGUAUAUUGUCACGCAGUGGUCAUCCUAGGGUUGAUGAACGCAAGGAUGACAGGGCUGGUUAUCUUAGGGAGUUUGAGCUGAGAGAGGAGGAGCGUCGUCGGGAGCAUUUGCGUGAAAGAGAGAAAGACAAAGAGAGGGAAAGGGAGCGGGAACGAGAACGACUACGAGAACGAGAAAGAGAACGUGAACGUUUGCGCAUCUUGGAGCGACGGGAGAAGGAGAGAGAACGAGAGCGCAAGCGUGCACUUGAAGUUACACGUGAAAGAACUCCACCUAGAGUUUCUAGGGACCAUCGUGGUCCCUCGUUGACAAAAGAGGCAAGACCUAUGAGGCGAGACUCCCCACGUCGUGAAGCUUCCCAUAGGCGUCUUUCACCUGUUAAAGAAAAAAGGAGAGAAUAUGUCUGCAAGGUAUAUUCAUCCACCUUGGUAGAUGUAGAGAGAGAUUAUCUGUCAAUUGAUAAGCGAUAUCCCAGACUUUUUGUAUCUCCCGAAUUUUCUAAGGUUGUUAUAAACUGGCCAAAGGAGAACCUCAAGCUCUCUAUGCAUACUCCUGUCAGCUUUGAGCAUGAUUUCAUUGAAGAAGAUAGUUUAGCUGAACCAAAAGAACCUUCCAGCAAGCUUUUGUCUGUGGGACCUGAAAAGUCUGAACAAGGAAGUACAGUGUGGAAUGCAAAGAUGAUUUUGAUGAGUGGAUUAAGCAGGAGUGCUUGGGAAGAGCUGUCAUCUGAAAAAAUCCCUGAUGACCGCAUACCUCAUAUUUGCAAUAUUCUAAGGUUUGCUGUUCUUAAAAAGGAUCAUUCUUUCAUGGCAAUUGGUGGACCUUGGAUUUCUGCUGAUGGCAGCAAUCCUUCUGAUGACGAUUCCUCUCUAAUUCAAACAGCCCUUAGGUAUGCAAAGGAUGUAGUGAGUCUUGAUUUGCAGAACUGUCAGCAUUGGAAUCGUUUCCUUGAGAUACAUUAUGACAGAGUUGGCAAGGAUGGACUGUUUAGCCAUAAAGAGGUCACCGUAUUGUUUGUUCCAGAUUUAUCUGAAUGCCUUCCUUCAUUUGAUACAUGGCGAACCAAAUGGCUAGCUCAUAGGAAAGUUGUUUCUGAGAGAGAGCACCAGCUUUCUUUGAAAAGAGAGAAAUCGAGGGAGAGGAAAGAAGGAUCAAAAGACAAUGAAGUCGAUUCUACGAAACAAACUGAAAGAGGCAAAUCAGAAAAAAGGAGUCAGUCUGUGUCCUCUAGUCAUGGAGUAUUUGCUAACAAAAGGGAGAAAGAUGGCAACUGUAUUGAAGGAGAUGCAGCUGAAGGAAAGGUUAGUGGGGGUGAAGAUAAAGUUCAGGUAAAAGAUGGCACUGAAAUAACAGUGGGAGGAGGUCCUGAGAAAAAAGAAAGUGGAGAAGCUGCUGCUGCUGCUGCUAAGACAGUUGCUGUGAAGUCAGGGAAGAAAAAGAUUAUAAAGAGGAUUGUCAAACAGAAGGUUGCUAAUAAGACAGCUGCAGAAGUAAAUACGGCUAGCAAACAAAGUGACAAGGUUGAUGAAGAUGUUGGAGAGCACAAUACUAACUCAGAGAUUGCAGUUCGACAGGAAGAAUCUUCUGCUGGUUGUGCUGGGGUUAAAACUUUUGUAAGGAAAAAAAUUACCAAAAAGGAGGCAGUUGGGCAAACUGAUCAGAGUGAAGAUAAUGGUGUUCCCCUUGAGGCAAAAAUGGAGAUAGAAACGGGUUGCUCUGAAGAUAAACCAAAGGAUAAUUCAGAUGCCACUGCUGCAGUCAUAGAAAAUGUUGGUGUGAAAACAACUGUAAAGAAGAAAAUUAUUAAGAGGGUGCCUAAAAGAAAGGUUCCUGCUACACAAGCUAAGGAUGAAUUAGCUGAAAUUAAGAAAGAUGGUGAUGAGGAUGAGAAAAAGGUGAUUCAAGCUGUAAGUGAGACCUCAAAUAUAGGUAAGCAAACAGGUUCAGAGAAACAAGGUAAUGCUGCAAGUUCAAGUAAAUCAGAAAUCAAGGCCGACAAGGAGAAUAAGAAGGAUGAAAAGGUAACUAAUGUGGAGUCUCUGAUUGACAAGCAAAAGGUUAACACCAAGGAUAAUUGUGAUGUCAAGGGGGGAAAAUCAAAAGAGGGGGAAAAGCCAAAAGAUGAGAAAGAGGACAAAGAUAGUAAAGAUGAAUCCCAAAGCAAUUCUAACAAAGAAUCAAAAGAUAUGAGGAAGUCUGAGGAACCUUGUCCGAGGCAUCCUGGAUUGGUUCUACAAACAAAGUGGAGCAAGGAUUCUAAAUUGCGUUCAUUGUCACUUUCACUGGAUUCACUUUUGGAUUAUACUGACAAGGACAUUGAAGAAUCAACAUUUGAGCUUUCAUUAUUUGCUGAGAUGCUGUAUGAAAUGCUUCAGUAUCAAAUGGGUUGCCGUAUUUUAACAUUUCUCCUGAAACUGCGAGUAAGAUUUAUAACAAAAAGAAAUCAGCGUAAGAGGGAACGGGAAGAACUCCGUGAGAAGGAAACUGAGAGAAAGUCACCGACAAAAAGAUUGAAAAGCAAUGAGCUCACUGUGAAAAAUGAAAGUACUAAAUCGGACACAUCAAGUGCAGCUCAGCAGGAGGGUGAAAUGAUUGUGACCAAGGAAGAAACUACUGCUGAUCUUGUUGAGGAGCCAAAGAUAAAAGAUGAAAUAGACGAUGAAGAUUUGGAGGAAGAUCCUGAAGAAUAUGAAGAAAUGGAUGACGCAAGUCCGCAACCCAAUUCCUCUAAUGAGAAAAAUGAAGAAGAGAAGACAAACACAGAUGCUAAGCCUGAAAAGGAGGCUGAGAAUGAUGAAGCAGGGGAGUCCACCAAAAAGGAAAUCACCACAACAGCUUGUAGUUCAGAGUCUGGACCUGUGGGAAAUAUGUCUGGAAAGAGGGAGCUGAAAGUUGAUCCGAAGAAAAAGGUGCAUGCUAUCAAUAAGGAUUUGUUGCAGGCUUUUAGGUUUUUUGACCGGAAUCGAGUUGGCUACAUAAGGGUUGAAGAUAUGAGGUUGAUUAUUCACAACUUGGGGAAGUUUCUCUCUCAUAGGGAUGUCAAAGAACUUGUGCAAAGUGCAUUGUUAGAGAGUAACACCGGAAGGGAUGAUCACAUUCUUUACUAUAAGCUGGUUCGUAUGUCUGACAUAUGAGAGCUUUUUGGGUCGGAUGAUCUGUUUUGCAUCUAAUGACCCAUGAGAGGAGUGAUUGCUAGGAGUUGAACUGAGUCAUGGAUGUUUGAAUAUAGGGUUUUAACUUCUACUAUUGAGUUACUAUGAGCCUUUUUCCCUUGCUGUAUCAAAGAAAUAAAUAAUUGUGCUCUUCGUUUAUACAACAGAUUGCCUGCUCAUGGCAUC
Molecule: messenger RNA, 4512 nt
Organism: Durio zibethinus
Lineage: Eukaryota; Viridiplantae; Streptophyta; Magnoliopsida; Malvales; Malvaceae
Product: ATP/GTP-binding protein family
Biological process (GO): regulation of DNA-templated transcription
Cellular component (GO): nucleus
Molecular function (GO): calcium ion binding
Source: RefSeq, a predicted model, not a curated record